Cutaneotrichosporon oleaginosum is the source of this 986-nucleotide messenger RNA. RefSeq lists its product as uncharacterized. The record is from RefSeq and is a predicted model, not a curated record. Lineage: Eukaryota; Fungi; Basidiomycota; Tremellomycetes; Trichosporonales; Trichosporonaceae. Gene Ontology annotation, cellular component: endoplasmic reticulum.
CCAUCACCCAUCCACCUCCCCACAUCCACCGACGAUGAGGACACAUCUCCUCCUCCUCCCCGCCGCCCUCGCUGCGACACAGGUCUACAUGUUCCCCGCGCCCGCGGGCGCACAUGCACCGACACUCAACGUCGCGCAGGCAAGCGCGGUCAUGUCGCACCAUCUCGGCGGCGACGUCUCGGCGCACGACACGCCCGAGGACGAGGGUGUGUGGGCACACCUGAUGCGUCUUUGGGAUGGCGGGGAGAAACGCGCACACGUCGUGAUUCUCGAGGGCGGCGAGAUGCAGGACAUUCUCCCUGCCUCCCUCUCCUCUCCCUCAUUCUACCUCGCCGACGAUGCCGAGUCCGUUCUUGAGCAGUUCAAGCCCGCUGCUGCAGAGGCGCUCGACACCGUCGCCCGCCUGCCCGUCGCCAAGUACGUCAAGGAGCUGCUCGGCGAUCUCAACCUGGCAACUAGCAAGAUCGGACAGGCGCUCACGCACGAGCUCGCUGCGCUCAUCGCCCUCGCUGACCCGCUAUGGCCAUCGUGGUCGUCCACAUCUGGCGGCUGGAACGCAGUGCGCAUCCGCCUCGUCGAGGCAGCCCAGGACUCGGCGCUGUGGGAAAUUGUCAGCCCCGCCGUCCAGAACGGCUUGAAGAGCGUGACGAAGCCCGACUCACCCCCUCUGCUUGUGAUUGUCAAGGACACCAACACCCAGCCGCUAUUCCACUACGCACGCCAGGUCGAGGCUGACGCACCCGCUGUCGAGGCUGCCAAGAACAAGACCAACUCUACCGGCACCGACUACUCUGCGCCAUUCGUGCUCCUCACCGGCACCACGAUCCUGCUGCUGUUCUUCGUGAUUGGCGGCGUCGCGCUGCUGUUCAGCAUCGGCGAGCAGUCGCUGCCGUCCACGCUCAACCUCAGCGUGGGGGGGCGGAAGCAUGACUAGGCUAUGAGACGUAACGUAAUGCUACAACAGUAGAUGCACAAUGUUGCGGAGG